AGGGCUAUGAGGUGACGGGAAGAUGGCGAGCGAAGCGGGCAGGAAGCAGUUCUGGAAGCGGAACGUUUCCCGGGUGCCCGGCAGCAUUCAACACGUGUAUGGCGCUCAGCAUCCUCCUUUUGAUCCAUUAUUGCAUGGAACCUUAAAACCAGGAUCCAAGCCACCGACCACUCCGGUGAAACUUAAGAAAGUGAGCACCUUCCAAGAAUUUGAGAGCAACACCAGCGACGCUUGGGAUGUUGGAGAUGACGACGAUGAACUCUUGGCGAUGGCUGCUGAAAGCCUUAACACUGAUGUGGUCAUGGAAACGGCUCACCGUGUGAUUCGGAAUCACAGCAAGUUGCAGGAGCAGCACAAGCUGCAGGAGGGACAGGUGGUGGAGAAGGAGCACCCACCACAGCUCCCGGACCCACCUCCAGCUGUGUGUGGAGACAGCAGACUGGUUAAAUCUGUCAGUGACAGCAACACAUCGAGUUCUGCAGAUAGUUCUAGUGAAAAUGCUUCCAUGCCAAGAUCUCAGUCACUUCCACAGUCCUCAGCAGUUGCUUUGGUGGGGAGAGCUACGGACCAUAAUACCUCAGGUGGUCUUGUACUGUCUGAAAGAGAGGCAUCGCGAUUGGAUAAAUUCAGGCAACUCCUGGCUGGCCCAAACACCAAUCUUGAAGAACUGCGGAAACUGAGUUGGUCGGGAAUUCCAAAACCAGUCCGGCCAAUCACAUGGAAGCUGCUUUCAGGUUACCUCCCUGCCAAUGUAGAUCGGAGAGAAGGCACUUUGCAAAGAAAGCGGAAAGAGUAUUUUGCAUUCGUUGAACAAUAUUACAACUCAAGAAAUGAAGAAACUCAUCAGGAUACAUAUAGACAGAUUCAUAUAGAUAUUCCUCGUAUGAGUCCAGAGGCUUUAAUUCUUCAACCCAAAGUAACAGAGAUAUUUGAAAGAAUUCUGUUUAUCUGGGCAAUACGUCAUCCUGCCAGUGGAUAUGUUCAGGGUAUUAAUGAUCUGGUUACUCCAUUCUUUGUUGUCUUCACUUGUGAAUAUGCAGAAGAAGAAGUGGAAAAUUUUGAUGUUUCCAGUCUGCCUGCCGAAGCACUGCAGAACAUUGAAGCUGACAGUUUCUGGUGCAUGAGCAAACUGCUUGAUGGCAUUCAGGACAACUAUACAUUUGCUCAGCCCGGUAUUCAGAAGAAAGUGAAAAUGCUGGAAGAACUGGUUAGCCGAAUCGAUGAGCAAGUACACAGACACUUGGAUCAACAUGAAGUGAAAUACCUCCAGUUUGCUUUCCGUUGGAUGAAUAACUUGUUGAUGAGAGAAGUUCCCCUGCGGUGCACCAUACGGCUUUGGGACACGUAUCAGUCUGAACCAGAGGGGUUUUCUCACUUCCACUUAUACGUUUGUGCUGCCUUCCUUGUCAGAUGGAAGAGGGAGAUCCUAGAGGAAAAAGACUUUCAAGAACUUCUAAUGUUUUUACAGAACUUGCCCACGAUGCACUGGGGAAAUGAAGAUAUCAGUGUUCUCCUUGCAGAGGCCUACAGACUGAAGUUUGCAUUUGCAGAUGCCCCCAAUCAUUACAAAAGAUGAAAGAAUCAGAAACCACACACAGAGAUUAUCUUGCUUGUUGUGGCAUGGUGUCAUUUUCUCAUUAUCUGGUUGUGCUGACAUGAAUACGCAGCAGUGUAUUUAAAUAAAAUACUCCAUUUAUAGCUCAACGAAAAACUAGGCAAUGAGUGGAUUACCAAAGAAGUGGACAAACCAAGCAAUUGAGAAGCAUGAGAUUGACUUCAGACUGGACAUUCUUGGUCAGUUUGCACAGAAAUGAUAGAUUCAUAUUCAGUUUUGGUUUCAUUCGGCUCUUUUUGCUUUGGUAAUUCUUUGACUGAAGAAAGUAUUUUCUGUUCAUUGGUAUCUAAUGACUGAUUGUUCUGUCUCAAUGAGCCUUGUUUCCUUGUCCAUUAUAUUCAUUAUUUUGAUAGAAGCACUGCUGGUCUCUGAUCGCCUUGUCAGCUA
This is a messenger RNA of Euleptes europaea (tarantolino), 2002 nucleotides long. It is a transcript of the gene TBC1D22A, whose product is annotated as TBC1 domain family member 22A. Bases 23 to 1576 code for a protein of 517 amino acids. NCBI's taxonomy places the organism in Eukaryota, Metazoa, Chordata, Lepidosauria, Squamata, Sphaerodactylidae. The transcript has 13 exons. Gene Ontology annotation, biological process: activation of GTPase activity. The record is from RefSeq and is a predicted model, not a curated record. Gene Ontology annotation, molecular function: GTPase activator activity.